This is a messenger RNA of Labrus mixtus (cuckoo wrasse), 5856 nucleotides long. It is a transcript of the gene gdap2, whose product is annotated as ganglioside induced differentiation associated protein 2. Lineage: Eukaryota; Metazoa; Chordata; Actinopteri; Labriformes; Labridae. The record is from RefSeq and is a predicted model, not a curated record. The coding region runs from base 262 to 1752 and encodes 496 amino acids. The transcript is spliced from 15 exons.
UGACUGAGCAUCAAUGAGCGCCUAGCAUGCAGGCUAAAUGAGCAAACCUGCUUAAUCGGCGUUUUUUUACUCAUUUUCACCACUUUUACGAUUUCUUUACUUGUUAGUAUGAAAGCUUACAGUUGGCACAAAACGUCUUGAGUCUACAAAUUGUUUUUGAGCGAUUAUUUGAUUAUUUUUUUGUAUGUUUUAGCGUGGACAUCACCUCUUGUUUGGAGGAAAUACAACUGACAAGGGUGGCUGUUUGGCGAUCCAGAGGGGAUGGAUCCUCUGGGUGCUCGCUCCCAGUUUGUGGACAUCCAGACGCUCCCGACCUGGCAGCAGCAGCUGGGUGAGGACGGCGAGGAGGCGCCGAAGCAGGACCAGAGCGACAGCCUGCUCGGCCAGCAGAGCUUCCCCUCACCCUUCCCCUUCAGACCAGACAUCAACCGCAAGAUCAUCCUCUUCACCGGUGACGUCGCUCUGCUGAACUGCACCUCCAUCGUGAACACGAGCAACGAGAUGCUGAACGACAAGAACCCGGUGUCUGACAGCAUCCACCAGCACGCCGGGCCCGAGCUCCGAGAAGAGCUGCUCAGGUUCAAAGGAUGUCGAACAGGUGAGGCGAAGCUGACCAAAGGCUUCAACCUGGCGGCGAGGUUCAUCAUCCACACGGUGGGACCGAAAUACAAAUCAAAGUACAGAACGGCCGCAGAGAGCUCGCUCUACAGCUGCUACAGGAACAUCAUGCAGCUGGCCGCAGAGAAGUCGAUGUCGUCUGUCGGUAUCGGUGUGGUGAACACGACCAAAAGAGGUUACCCACUGGAGGACGCUACACACAUCGCCUUCAGAACGGUGCGCAGGUUUCUGGAGAAUCAUGGAAACAGCCUGGAGGCGGUGGUGUUCGCUGUAUCAGAAACAGAAGAGCCGGUGUACAGGAAGUUACUUCCUCUGUACUACCCUCGCUCUGAAGACGAGGAGAAGGCCUCCCUGCCUCUCAUCCCAGCUGACAUCGGAAACUCUGAGGGUGAACCCGUCGUCCCCGAGAGACAGAUCCGCAUCGCCGAGAAGCCGGGAACCCUGGAAGACGAUUCUGAAGAGGAGAGUCUGGAGUCCGAUCUGGGUCAGGUGGGGACUCACGCCUUCGCCCGGAUGGAGGGUGACGUGGACAAACAGCGCAAACAGAUCCUGCAGGGCCAGAUGUCCGAGGCGGCGAUUCAGAAACAACACCAGAGAAAUUACAACCGCUGGCUGUGUCGGGCGAGAGCGGAAGAUCUGUCGGACAUCGCUGCACUGAAAGCUUUAUAUCAAACUGGUGUGGAUCUGUGCGGCAGGACAGUGAUGGUUAUUGUUGGACGAAACAUCCCGGUGACCCUUAUCGACAUCGAGAAGGCUCUGCUGUACUUCAUCCACGUGAUGGACCACAUCACAGUGAAGGAGUACGUCAUGGUUUACUUCCACACACUGACCGGGGAGCACAACCACCUGGACCCCCACUUCCUCAAGAACCUCUUCGACAUCGUUGAUACCAAGUUCAAAAAGAAUUUAAAGGCCUUCUACUAUGUACAUCCAACGUUUCGCUCUAAGGUCUCGACGUGGUUCUUCACCACCUUCAGCGUGUCUGGGAUAAAAGACAAGGUUCGCUACCUGGACAACCUGCAGCAGCUCUUCACCGCCAUCAGACCUGAGCAGAUCGACAUCCCUCCAUUCGUCCUGGAGUACGACGCACGGAUCAAUGGACCCCAGAAUCCCUCCCAGUCUUCAGGUCUGUGACAGGAGACCAUCAGACCUCCCUGCUGGGUUAGACGAGGGAGCUGUCAGUCGGGCCAAAUGGAAGCAGUUUAUGGACGUGGUGUUUCCAGUGUGGUCUGAACUCCUAACCUCCGCUUGAAGCUCUGAACCAUACUGAGGGAAACUCUCCUUUUGUUCUGCUUCUGCCAAAAGGACAAAAUUAACCGCCUCCGCCCACUUUUAGCAGCGUGAGGCCCGGCCAGCGGUCACUCUCUCUCACCACCGACGACUAUUUGUGGAUCUGGUUUGGUUUCUGGAUUAUGCCUUACACUGGGAGUUCUUAUUCUGCAGUUUCCUCAAAAAUCCCUAAAUAUGAAGCGUAAUGUCACGUCCGACAGUUUACUCAAAGCCUUUUCCAUCGUGUGGUCGUAUCAGACGUCCUCGCCCAUGUCUCAGAAUACUGUCACACUCUUCGUAUGCUGGAGGAAGGUGACGUCUGUCUGGAGUCCCGUCUCGUUCCGGGCCGCACCAUACAGGACGGCAUGAAGCAUCGGGUGAAGUGAAGAGUAAUCGAGUUUUUUUUACACGAGCUGGAAUUUCCCACCUUGUACUUCAUUAUAACAACCUCUGCUUUCGCAUGCAAACACAUUUGGAAAACCCCCGAGGCAAGAAUAAUUAAUGUUUAGAAAAAAAAAACCCUGCUACUUGUGCAACGGCUAAUUACAUCUAAUUUGAGCUAGCUUGGUAUCAUACAACAUUGGAUUUUGAAAUCACACCAAACAAUCAAACAAUGUUUCAGUUAAAGGAAGAAUGUGCAACUUUUGAAACCAGCAGAUGUCGCCCUUGAGCACCAGCAUGAAACCAAAACAAACUGCUGUUAGGCCACACCUCCGCUAUUCUGAAGCCUCCGCUCUCCUCCAGCGGCACACCUCCAACCCCCUUUCCACUCACGUUCACAUGAAGGAGUUAUCAAUUAGAACACACCAUAAUUAACCACUAUAAGCGGUUGACAAAAUUGUCCUUGGCUCGAGCUGCAAUGGCCUGUGUCCUGCAUUGUUGUGUUAGCAUGCUAAUGUUAGCACACUUUAGUUAGCUCGUAGCGUCAUAUUGCACAUUAAUUGACACAGAAUGGCUGUGAUCUAAAAACACUUACAUGACAUCCCAAUAAGCAAUGAGUAUGUUCUUCUUCUCUCUAGUCUUUGACUAAAACAGCUUUUAUAUUAUAUUAUAUUUUAUGUAAACACGGCUCUGACAACAACACAGCCAGCGGGACUCGAGCUUCUCACUCAUUGUAGACAGUCAUGACUCAGAGAGACAUUUACAGACGAUAUACUGGAUUUCUGCUGUAUUAACGUGUAACAUGUCGCACAUUCUUCCUUUAAGAGAUCUAAAGGAAUAGUUUGGAGAUUGAUACCAGCCUCAUAUUUGCACGUUAAAUGAAAAGCUACUUCUGUGCCACUUAAGUUUGUUUGAGCACAAAGUCUGAAGAUGGGAUGAACAUCAAACUCAAACAGAAACACGUUCUGCUUCGUUCAUUUUGCACAAAAACAUGAAACUUGUCAUUUAGUGAAGUUUAAAGGUGCUUUAAGGAUUAUGUUCCUCACUUUUAAACAGAAGUUUGAGAUCAUGAUAAAUACACAAACGGGACAUUUAUCCCCUUUAGCUAACAUCUUUACCUAUCCUUUAAACUCAAUAUCAACUCAAAGCUUGUUGGUGGAUUUAAGUCAACGUGUUGGGAAUGAAAAGUGAUGCUCUUCUCGUUGUCAUGCAUCUGACAUCUUCAUCACAUCCGUAUUCUUUGACUCCACUUUGAGUCUGAACUUUGCCAGCUUCUUCGUUGCCUUUCUCCAUGCAGGGAUUUUGUAAUUUCCCACUUAACGGUGGGUCUUGAAGGCAGCAGGGAAUCACAUUUUGAACUUUUUCUCACUAAUCUUGUAAAAAGUAAAGCUUCUAUAAUUGAACAGUCGAUCUGGAGGAAAUUAAUCUUCAGUAGUUAAUUACACAUUUGAUUGAUUGUUAAUCUUUUGGCCCAAGACUGAAACUCGACAAUCUGCUGCUUUUUUCUCUUUUUGCAUUUUUAUUAUUUAAGUUCUUUUUGGACGUUUGGUUGCACAGAAAAUAGAAAACUUGUCUGGAUGUCACCAGGUUGUUGUUUGUUUUAAACAUUAUGGGCAUUUUUUCAUUUCUUCAAACUUGUAGAUGAAUCAAGAUGUAUUUAAAAUAGAACAAUCAAUCAUCUGCCUCGAUCAUUAAGGCCUCUUUCUGUGGAGGGAGAUCUAACAAUUGUAAAGUCGGCCUUCAUGUCAGGAUGAAGGUUUUUGUUUUCUGCAGAUGUAACUCACAGCUGUAUGACUCAACGAGGCGGUCAGGAGAUUAUACAUCAAAUAAUAUUCAAGUACUGCACUCAUGUAUUGUCUGUUUGUCUUUUCUGUCUCAUGUCUCAUGUUACAUUUAGUCUUGUCACAUUCAGCCGCUUGUUUCCUCUGAUGUCUUUUGGAAACAAUGAAAGCUGAUGUUUGGGUCAUUCCAACCCUCGUAAGAAUCAGCUGAAUUCUCUUCCCCCCUCAUAAAAAUCCUCUAUGAAUAAGUCAGUAUUCAUUCUUUUUUAUAGAUGCUAAUUACAGACUAACUAUUGUCAUUAACUGUUAAUCCGUUCUGCCUUUUUUUGCAGAAAGACUCCAAACAUUUUCUGCUUCCAGCUUCCUAAAUGUUGGGGUUUACAACUUUUCAAAUGUUGGUUUGUAAAAAGAAGCUUUUACAGGCUCAAAAAAGAAUCAACCUUCUUGAACAUGUUCUUCAGAUUUACGGAAAAUAAAAGCAAAAAGUAAUCAAUUGUUGCUACGCUUGUCACUUUUGAUUAUUUAUAUCAACAGUUAAACUGCAGAUGAUUCAUAAGUUGUUCAGUUGAAAAAAAGUUAAAAAGACAAGUUUUAAAGAUCCUUCAAAGUGAAGGUUAAUGAAGGUCUGAAACCGAAUACAUCAAAUAGAGAGAAGCUGAAAAAAUCCCUUUAGUCCAGAAGAUAAAAUCUGGAAUUGUUUGUAUUUGUGUAACAAAGCCGCCUGCAGCAUGAGAUUUAUUUGUUCCUGUUUAUCAUGUUAGUCCCUGAUUUCCUUUUUGUUUGCACAGUUAGUUUCUUCUUGACAAUGUAAAAAUGUUUGAUUUCACUGGAGGUGUUUACCUUCAUGACAGGGGAUUACAAAUCAAAACAAACAUUCUCUAACAUUCCUGUCUUUGUCUAAACUUUAAAGCAGACCUGAUCUGUCCAACAGGUAACAUUAUCACAAUCAUGUCGAGUCACUCUCACCGUGUAGUUCUGUCGUCACCGGGCACGCUGCUGUAUUUCCACACACUCUGCACCUCAGUCAUCUGCACAUCUUUAAAUCAUUUCAGCUCUUCAGGAGAGAAACGAACUCUCGCUGCUCGUCCUGCUCAAAGCUCAAACAUGGACGUCCUAACAGAGGCAUCUUUAAUUUAGAAAUCCUGACACAGAAGCAUGACGGUACGGACCAAACAGACUUUAGCUGGAAACUUCCUCUUAGAGUGUAACUUACACAAUGUUGUGUUUUGUAGAUUUGAUCGUCUGGGAGACUUGAUGAGCCAGUGGUUCAGAGACAUUUAAUCGAUUGUACUCCAAAAAAAAAAGAAUAAACAAUCAAUCAACCUGUACUGGAAAUGCAGUCGAGCUGUAAAACUGCCUUUAAGUCUUAAUAAUAAAAACAGAGGUCCCAUCCAGUCAGGUGAACCAAUGACAGAGAAGAAAUAAAAACACUGAUUUUCAUCACCACAACAUAAUAAAGGCCCCUGAUGCGCUUACAAAAAUAAGAUUUAAAGUCUGAAAAUGUCAUAAAGAUGAAUCUGGAGUAAAUCUAAUGUAACUCUACGAUUGUGCUUCCCCUUCGUCUGAACUCUGUCAUGAAUGUACAGAAAUGAUGAGCCAAAUAUUGACAUCCUGGGAAUGUCUUGUUUUUUUUCUGUGUGUGAUUUCAAAGCGAUGACAGGAGGGUCGAGUGUCAGAAACUCCUUCAGGGAUUUGUGUUCACACUUCCUCUUCUGUCCGUUUGUUUUUUAUAAACACUGAUUCAAAUGAUUUUUUUCUUCUGUAAAGGUGAAAAUGUACAAAUAAAAACACAUGUAUGAAAUAUUGA